Messenger RNA from Fopius arisanus, 4398 nucleotides. Its product is annotated as progestin and adipoQ receptor family member 3. Lineage: Eukaryota; Metazoa; Arthropoda; Insecta; Hymenoptera; Braconidae. Bases 2571 to 3608 code for a protein of 345 amino acids. Gene Ontology annotation, molecular function: signaling receptor activity. The transcript has 8 exons. The record is from RefSeq and is a predicted model, not a curated record. Gene Ontology annotation, cellular component: membrane.
UUCAAAGUUAGUAGGACUGUGGCGCGGUUUUGAAGGUCUGUGACAAUUUAUAAUAUUAUAGGUUGAACGGCAAAUUGGACGAAGGGCACUUGGCAUAAGAUCAAUUGUAUUAAAUUAAUAAAAUAUUUUAAUUGAAUCCUUAUUUAUUGAUUGUGGAAUUAGUUUAGAUUCGUUUCUUCAUUUACUUUUGCUUGUGCUUUCAUUCAAUUUUAAUAUUCAUUGCCACGAAAUCAGGGUUAUAGAAUAUUUAUUCUCUAGUAAUGCUUUCCUUCCUGUUUGCCCUUGCCAUUUGCUCCGUGAUAAUUUGUCGAUCAUCCGCAUAUUUAGUAGCAUUAAUUGAAAGCUCUUCACAUCCAUUUCUCCCAUUGCAGAAGUGCAUCAUUCGUUUUAUCUGGAGAACUCUUCAGUCAAUUAUCCUACAAUAAAAUGUCAUUCAACUUUUUUGUCGGAUAUCGUUUUUCCUACAGAAAAGGUUUUUUCACAUUUCAUUGUAGAAUCACUUAUUCAAGUGAUAAAUGCGUAAUUAUUACAUUUAAUUUUAACACGAACUAGUUUACAGUGAAAUGACAUGUGUCACUUUUUUGCAGAAAAACUCAGCUACAAGAACGUUUUGGACCAUUUUCUUAAAAAAUCACACAUUAACGAGAUAAUUGCAUAAUAAUUAUUAUUCAUUCAGGAAAUCUGUAUUAGAAAAUAAAGGAAAAUCCUGGGAAAAUAUGAAAAUUUAUUACAUGUCUUUUAACUUCCAAAAACGAUAAUUUCGCAUGUAAACUCGGUAAAAUAAUCGAGAUAAUUAUGCAUUUAUCUCGUUAAUGAGUGAUUUUACAAGGAAAUGUCAAAGAUAUUUUUUGUAGCAGAGAAGAUUUCCUACAAAAAAGGUUCUAUGACAUUUUGUCGUAAAAUUAUUGAGUCUUGAGAUAAAUAUGAACAAAUAAUUUUUCAUCGAAAUAAUCACAAAAUCGAGAAAACUAGAGAAAUUACUUGUCAUUUUCCGCCACCACAGUACAGAAUUAAGGCCCAAAAUUGAAGGGAUUAACUUCUCGCCUCAACUCUCAAUAUAUUCCCGGAGCUUUCAGAUUUUUGAAGCCAUUCAGUAGCUUGUAAAAAAAUGUGGAAAUAUCGUAAUUUCUACGCUCUUUUUUGAGAAAAUAAUAAAAUUUGCAGACAUGAUCUGAAGUUGAGAUUAAGACGCGGAAAUUGAACCCUGAUUUUAUUUUAUUAUUACUCAUCAGAGUUAAGAGGCUCACAGCUCAUCAUACUAACUGUGGGAAUAUAUUUAAUUCAACUGUCUCCAUUAAUUUUUUUAUUUUCAAACAAUGAGAUGUAGUUGAAGACUCGAGGAUGUUUCUAUUGCUUCAUAUCUUCUCAAAUUAAUACUCUUGCACUUUCUGGGGUUGCGAUUGCGCUCGAUCAAGAUUAAAAAUAACUUUUUAGAAUUCUGAAUAUGUUGAACUGGAAUUCUUUAAUUUUACGUGUUUAUUAAUAAUUUUGAAUGUGAUUUUUCGGAAAGAAAUUCGUAACGAAAAAUGGAGAUGUUGAAAAUAUUCCAUACCAUGGAAAAUCAACUCGCUCUCAUAUCUCCUAUCACUCCACCAGAUUAUUUUUUAUUUGAAGACUCACAUGUGCAUUUAGUACGAAAUAUAAAUCGUGAUGCAUUAUUAUCAUUGCUCGCUAUAAUAAUAAAUACAAAUUCAAUAAGUUAAUAUCGAUAAGGAUUUUUUUCACAAUAAAGAAUACACGGGUCAAUGCAACUGGUGCUCAAUAUUUCGAACUAUGCCAGUGGUAUUUGGAAUGAAAAAAAAAAACAAUUACGAGCGACACAAUCCAAAUUAAAAAAAAAAUGGAGUAAUUCAGGCAAAAUUGUGUUUACAGAUUCAAUUCCCUGAAAAGAUUUUUAAUCAUUCGAUCAAACGAAUUGUUUCAACAAAAUUAUGAGGUAAACGCGACACGAUAGCUAAAUGAGUAAAAAUGAGUUCUGAUUAAUUGUUUACAUUUAUAACAGAAAUGUGUAAUUUUUAUUUAACAAAAAGGAGUGAUGAACGUUUUCAACAACUUCUCAUGUGUACAUUUUAGCAUUAGCCCUUCAUAUAAUAAAGUCCACGUAAAGGAUCAAUUGAAAAUAGGAUAAAAAUUAAAAAUAUGACAUCUCAACAUUUAUUUCUCAAACGUAUUUAAUCGUCAGUGAGUUUCUCGUUAUAUCUGACGUUGCGAAAAUUAAAUGAUUCGAAUUGUUCUCUCACCUGGCCGAGAAUUUAAUUUUAUAAGUUUUUAAUGGAUUGGUGAGAGUGUAGUGGAAAAUGACGCAAGUCCCCUCUACUCUUUAGCAAAGUGGACGAAAGGACGUAUGUGUGGGGGACUUUGAGGGGACCGUUGGGUCAGUUUAUCGUAAACACACGGGUAUUCUUUCUACUGAACCACCAGUUGCUCGUGACGCGAAGACGAGUCUUGUCGGCUACUCGUUCUCCUCCUAGAUAUGACACAAAUCCAGUGAAUUAUCUUUUAUAUUUCUGGGGAUCUUAUUUUUUAUGUAAAUCAUAAACACAAUCUUCAGUGACGAGAGAGUUGCAUCAAUGAUGAAAUUACUAGCCGGUGUAGAGGAGAUCAGCGAGAAUGGCACGAACGAAAUUGAAGAUUCCCAGAAGGCGCAUAAUAAUCACAUGGAUAAACCACCGGAGAAAAAGGCAUUUCACAAUAAGGUAGCUCACGUACGUCCAAAAAAACCGGCAGGCUCUCCAAUAAAAGGAGAACUGUCACCUGAAGAUGAAGAACGGAUGAGACGUCUUCUGCCCAUCGAAGAAGCUCCAGAGUAUCUCACACAUAAUCCCUUCAUUCUUCAUGGAUAUCGAGGAUAUUUAACUACAAAAUUGUGUAUAGAAAGUAUUUUCUGGUGGACGAAUGAAACCAUCAACAUAUGGAGCCACAUCUUCGGUUGGAUGCUAUUUCUUGGGCUGACCUUGUACGAUCUCUGCCUACUCAAUAUCCAUGCCCCUUUCGGUGAUAAAAUCAUAGUGGCACUCCUCCUGGUCUGCUUUCAGGCUUGCAUGAUUUUAUCGUCAGUCUACCAUACAUUCUCGUGCAGAAGUGAAAUGGACUACUGGUGUUUCCUCUGUUACGACUUAUUCGGAAUUGCAUUCAGUCUCUUGGCGAUUUACAUGUCGGGGGUUUACUACGCUUUCUGGUGCCACAAGGAGCUGCAGCAGUUUUACCUGAUCACAGUACUCUUGAUAUUCGUACUUGCAAUGGUACUUCAGAUGCCUAGUCUAGAGGUAAAUGGAAACGUUAAACUUCUGGUGUUCGUCGGGUGGGCGAUUUAUGGAGUUCUUCCGACAUUUCACUGGGGCAUCACCAUGGGUGGUAUGGAGAAUCCCAUGGUUAAGAUGUUGGUGCCAAGGGUUUUGGGGAUGUACGUCAUCAGUGGUGGGGCAUUUGCCAUAUAUCUCACUAAAAUACCAGAAAGAUGGUUCCCAGGCUCAGUAGAUUAUAUCGGCUCCUCUCAUCAAUGGUGGCAUGUACUGGUCGUGCUGGCACUCUAUUACUGGCACAAUACUGGUAUGCUUUACGUUGAGUACAGGAUGAACCAUGGAUGUCCCAGCAAUAUGGUAUUGUGACAUGGUACUGAGCGCAUGGAUGUCUGCACAGAUUGUUGUUCCUAUCAGACAUUCUCUUAGAACUUCAGUCCCACCAAAGUGGUUCCACGAAAUAUCACUCCACACCAAAUUCGAAGAUGUUUUCACGUUUUAAAUUCACUCAGUGCAUAGGGAUUUCGACAAACAAUGAAGUCUGUGUUUGAAAAAAAACUCAAUCGUGAAGAGUGAUUCUGGUAAUUAUUUAGUAGAUUCACACCAACGAUUUCUCGAAUUCCAAUUAAAAGAAUCUUGCUAUCCCCAAAAAAUCGAUGCGACUUCAAAAAACACCGACAAAAUAAUUUAUUAGCUUCCGAGUAAUUAAUAAUUUAUUAAUUUCCCAGUGUGAUGACGGGAUUUAUAUUAAAAAUCAUUAUAAGAUAAUCUUCAAGUUUCUCAGUUGUCAUCAUAUUGCUCUCCGCCCCCUGCCUUCCCUGCCACAAUGAAUGAGGCAUUUACAGUUAAUUCAUCUGAAUGAAAUCUAAAAGCUGUAAUAAGUAAUUAAACCAACGAGUGAUUGCAGGUAGUGAGAUGAGACGCUGAGGAAUCUAUUCUGGAUUGUCUACAUCAUUAAUCUCUUUGUUGUUCAUUAUCUUCAAGGGUAAUAAAAUGUUUCUCUUAGAUCAUGUAACGAACGGUGUGAGCAAGUUGAUAAAUCAAUCUCGCAAUCAGAGAAAGUAAAAUGAAAGAAAAAUCGAUUGACGUCCGUGAAAAUUCUGAGCGCUGGAAAUAAAUAGCUGGUGCGAAUCUACUGAAUAAUUACCGUUAUUUUAAU